AUGAUCCACUCUUCUGUGGCCCCAGGUUUCUCUGUGCAGGGCCCCAGGGAGCCUCUAGUGACCAGGCCUGGGGACGAGGUGCUGCUGCCCUGCUCUGUGGACAGCGCUGUCCCCCUGCAGGAGCUGGAGGUGGAGUGGCUGAGGACAGAUCCAGACACCCUGGUGCUCCUGUUCUCCGAGGGGGAGAGCAGGCCGGAGUCCCAGCACCAGAGCUACCGGGGCCGAGCGGAGCUUUUCCCUCAGGAGAUUCCCAGAGGAAACUUCUCCCUGCGGCUGGCCAAUUUCACGGUCGAAGACACAGGAGUGUACAGGUGUGCUGUUUACACAAAGGAGGACUCCGGUCAGACCACUGUGGAGCUGAAGGAACAGGAGCGACUGGCUGUGAGCGGAGCCAGCGAGCCUGUGGCUGCCUAUGCUGGAGGGGAGGUGGUGCUGAACUGCUCUGUGGACACGAAUGUCCCCCUGCAGGAGCUGGAGGUGGAGUGGCUGAAGACUGACUCCACUAUCUUAGUGCACAUGUUCUCCGAGGGGGAGAGCAGGCCGGAGUCCCAGCACCAGCGCUACCGGGGACGCGCAGAGUUCAUCACUGAGAGGAUCCCUAACGGGGACUUCUCUCUGAGGCUGAAGGACAUCAGGACUGAAGACAAGGGGGAGUACAUGUGCAUAGUCCACACAGACUCGGGUUCCGCAAAUACAACAGCAGAGCUGAAAGAGCUGGGGUUUUCCACAGCUCAUAUCUGGAUCCUGCUUCUGGCUCUUUCUGCACUGGGAGUCGUGCUCCUGACCAGUGUGCCAGCAUGCCAGUUCUUGCUCCAGAACCGUGAGACCAGCUGGCGGUGGCCCUGCUGUCUGGUGAACUGUGUCGCUCCUGGGCUCCUCUUGUCUGUAGCCUUUAUCCUGUGGGGCCAGACUGAAGGUUUUCUCCAGGAAUCGGUCACCUGCGCCACUGUCAGUGUGCUGAGGGUCCUGCUGGUGUCAAUGAUGGCUUCCUAUUCACACUGGUAUCCAGGAAACCUUGGGAGGAUAUUGAAACGUUUCAGUGUCCCAUUUGUGUUUUUUGCCUUUUUAACGGUGGUGAUGUCUGUUAUUCUUGCAGAAUAUUUUAAAACCAGAGCGCCGGACACAGCUGGCAAACAAACUAUUGGGAUCCUCAGCGGGUUAGUGUUCCUGUCCUCUCUCUUCGGGAUUGUUGUAAAAGAUGUGUGUGUCUUGUCCAGGUGGGUGGAGGUCACAGCAAGCAGGCGCGCAGACAGCAGAGCCCAGGGCGAGGUUCACAGGGAAAUAACUCACACUCAGAUGGUAUCCAGUACUGUGCCAAAGACAGGACAACAUAAAUAAACAUUUAGAAUGCAGAGGGUUUGUAUUUACUUUAGACUAAGCAGCUUACAAAACCUUUGCUGAAAUCCCCGUUACUUUAGUAAGGGAGAAUUUUAAUUUUUCAUGUAUGUAAGAUUUUUCCCUUACCUUAAUAACAAGGGACUGUAAUGACAGGUGAGUCUUGAUUAUGUAAUCCAGUCUUACUGUACAUUUCAGUAUCCAAUCCUGUCCUGGAGCUCUAAGUAAUUGUUCUUAGUAGGAACACAGCUGAGGUUAAUCAACAGCAACAAAGCAAGUGUGAGAGCUUCCGGAUCUUAUCUGAUCUCCACGUUCUUCUACACUUCCUAUAACCCCAUGUGCUGACCCCCACCUGAUUCAGGCUUUUUGGAAAGGAUGUCAGCAGGAGCCCAGAUCCAUCACUGGGGUUCUGUCCCAGUACUCAAUGGGGCUCCUUGCCACCCUGCCUGGGAAUGUGGAAUUCCAGAGAAUCAGAUGACCUCCAUCAUGGAAUCAUGGAUUGAUCCCAAAAGGCAGUGGUGUCUUCAUGGAAGUGGCUCAGGAGAAGACAGACAG
This is a messenger RNA of Lepisosteus oculatus (spotted gar), 1890 nucleotides long. Lineage: Eukaryota; Metazoa; Chordata; Actinopteri; Semionotiformes; Lepisosteidae. The record is from RefSeq and is a predicted model, not a curated record.